AUGGCGUCCACCACCGUGAAAGACAGCAAACCAGCUGUCACGCAGAAGGCGACUCAAGAAGCCGCCGGAAUUCUCCACCACCCAUACACACGCGCCGCACUUCCCUUCAUCAACGGCGGUCUAGCAGGCAUGACUGCCACAGCCGUGAUUCAGCCCGUGGACAUGGUUAAAGUCCGACUGCAACUCGCCGGAGAAGGUGCACGCACCGGACCCAAGCCGUCUGCCCUAGGAAUUACCCGCAACAUCAUCGCCUCGGGCAAAGUUCUGGAUCUCUACACCGGUCUCUCCGCCGGUCUCCUCCGCCAAGUUUUCUAUACCACCGCUCGCCUGGGCUUCUUCGAGACCUUCAUGAAGAACCUGAAUGCCAAGGCCAAAGCCAACGACCGCCAGGUGACAUUUGCCCAACGUGCCGCCGCAGGGCUGACAGCCGGUGGUAUCGCAGCAAUGAUUGGAAACCCGGCCGACUUGGCACUCAUCCGCAUGCAGUCCGACGGACUUAAGGCCCCCGAAGCCCGCGCCAACUACCGGGGGGCCUUCGAUGCCCUGACUCGCAUUGCCCGCGCAGAGGGUGUAGCAGGACUAUGGGCAGGAGCAACACCAACCGUGGUGCGCGCCAUGGCCCUGAACAUGGGACAGUUGACAUUCUUCUCUGAGGCCAAGACACAGCUGAAGCAGCACACUACUCUGUCGACAUCGAGCCAGACCUUUGCCGCGUCGGCAAUCGCCGGUUUCUUCGCUAGUUUCUUGUCCCUGCCGUUCGAUUUCAUCAAGACCCGUCUGCAAAAGCAGCAGAAGGAUAAGUCGGGCGCUUUGCCUUACAAGGGCUUGGUGGAUUGUGCGCGCAAGGUUGCCAAGGAGGAGGGUUGGUUGCGCUUCUACCGGGGCUUCGGCACUUACUAUGUGCGGAUCGCUCCUCAUGCGUUAGUGGCCCCCACUCUUUCCCGUUUCUCCACUGACUUUGAUCUGCAGCAUGGUGACCCUCAUUGUCGCCGAUUAUCUGAACCUCAUCACCAAGUAAUUGAUGGUGAUACUGGCGUGAAUUUGCCCACGCACUGA
Messenger RNA from Penicillium salamii, 1056 nucleotides. Lineage: Eukaryota; Fungi; Ascomycota; Eurotiomycetes; Eurotiales; Aspergillaceae. The record is from the annotation of a GenBank genome assembly.